UACUUGUAAUAGUUAAAACGUAUUGUCUACCUGAUCAUUAAAUAAUAAUAAGCGGCAUGUUAAAGUGUCUAUUAUACAUUACGAAAUCUAAUUUACUGAUGAAAUUUCCGUGGUUUGCGUGCUUUAACGCUAAACUUGCCGAGCAAUUCUUUACGUAAUAUUUCUCAUGCGUUUUAUAGCAUGCAAUGGAAGCGGACACAUUCAUCAGUGAGACCUUGUCGAAUACUCAUGAACAUUUGAAACUUUAUGCUCUUUGAGUUUUCGAAGUGUCAAAGAAAUCGUGUUUAAUCUUUUAAUUUGGUGAAUAUUUCAAAAAUUCAACGAUUUAAGUCAAAUCUUUCAUCAAGUGGAUGGUGUAAAUUUCACAAGAUGGAUACUAUAUAUAAUAGUACAUUUAUUGAAGGGGAAACUAACAGACUGCAAUGGCAAGACUAUCUUGUGAUCGCCGCAAUUAUGUCGAUCUCUGUCAUUAUCGGACUCUACUAUCGAUUCAGCGGCGGACGACAAAGCACUGCAUCGGAAUACUUCUCCGCAGACAACUCAUUGGGCAUUUUACCUCUAUCAAUCGCAAUGAUGGCAUCUCAUGUAUCAGGAAUUACUAUGCUAGGAAUGAGCGGGGAAAGUUAUAUCCGCGGUCUGAUGAUUGUAAUAUUUUAUACCACCGGGAUAUACAUCGUGCCAAUCAUAGCAUUUUGUUAUCUACCAGUAUUUUUCGAGCUGAAGGUUGUAAGCAUUUAUCAGUAUCUGGAAAUGCGAUUUGGGUUGAAUUUGCGGUUGCUCGUAAGUGCAGCUAAUUUCACUGAAACAAUGUUAUUGACCGGAGUGAUACUAUACGCUCCUGCGUUAGCUCUCGAAGCUACCACAGGCUUGUCUAGUACCAUGAGCAUUUUGGUACUCGGUACAAUCUGUACCAUUUAUUCAACGUUAGGUGGUAUCAAAGCGGUUUUGAUUACCGAUAUCUUCCAGGGCUUACUUAUGCUACUCGCACUUUCCAUCAUUAUCAUCAUUAUCACCCAGAACAUCGACGGAGGAAUCGGUGCUGUUUGGCGCAUCGCACAAGAGGGAAAUCGUACACAUUUUUCUGAAGCAUCUUUAGAUCCAACUGUACAAUACACGUGGUGGAGUCUUUUAAUUGGAGGAGGAUCAAUAGGUCUUGCAUAUAUGGCAGUGAACCAGGUGCAAGUUCAACGUUUAAUGACUGUUAAAAACGUAAACGUGGCCACAAAAGCACUGUUACUGUGUGGUCCAUUUAUUUUCGUGGUAGGCUUUUUAACAUGCUUCGCCGGAUUAACAAUUUACGCGGUCUAUAAAGAUUGCGAUCCUGUUGCUUCUGGAAAAAUUUCGACCUAUGACAAAAUAUUGCCGUAUUUCACCGUGGAGAAUUUAUCACCUGGAGUAGUUGGUCUUAUCGUUUCCGGUGUCUUUAGCGCCAGCCUAAGCACGAUUUCCGCUAUGAUGAAUUCGUUAGCUGCGGUGGCACUCGAGGACUAUGUAAAGCCAUUACACCGAAAAUUUGGAAAGGAUUUAUCAGACAAAAGGACCACUUUGAUAGCCAAACUUCUUAGUACUAUAAAUGGCAUUAUUUCUAUGUGUUUAGCGUUACUUGCGACAACAAUGGGUGGAAUAGUCGCCAUUGCCUUUAGCAUUCAUGGAGCUAUUGGCGGGCCGAUUUUAGGAAUUUUUACUCUCGGAAUGUUCACUGAAAGUGCUAACGAGGUGGGAACUAUUAUUGGCUCAAUUACAGCGUUAAUCAUUUGCUUGUCGGCCGCUUUCGGUCCUAAACCACCAGUUCCAAAGUUAUCGGUAUCGAUCGAAGGUUGCGCGAAUUCUACAUCGAUGCUUACGGAACAAACGUAUUUUAACAGUACUAUAAAACCAGAUCCGUCGUCGUACUUCUAUUUGUCUCGCAUCUCCUAUUUAUGGUACAAUCCUAUAGGACUGGUGAUUACUCUGGUAGUUGGAUAUGUGGCGAGUUUUAUAGUUCGGCGUAUUCAAGGCGGAAAUAAUAUCGAACAUGAUCCAAGAUUAUUUGUACCAUUCCUGGCCAAAAGGAUCAGACGGCGCCGCCAGAAGGCAGAAAAAACCACGAACAGUCAAAUAUUUGUUUUGGAACUUGACCGUAUAAGAUAAUUUUAUAAUUAUUCAGAAUGCAUUAUCUCAUUAAAUCAAACGCAAUAAUCCAAUUAUAUAUAAAUAUAAUAAUUGACAGACUGUACAAAUACAGUUAUUGAAAAUGUUACAAGUGAUUAUGUUAUUUAGAUGAUGUUUACUUAAUUCAUUUUUAUAUGUCUAAACAGAUUUAAUAGAUAUACAUAGUCAUAAAUAGUUUUACUAUUUAUUAUGCAUUAUUCAUGUCUUGUAUAGAAUUUUACAGUGUUGCAUUAUUAUAAUAAAAUUGUAUUUUUAUGAUGAUAUAAAUAAAACGCAUGUAUCACAGUG
Solenopsis invicta (red fire ant) is the source of this 2439-nucleotide messenger RNA. Its product is annotated as putative sodium-dependent multivitamin transporter. The record is from RefSeq and is a predicted model, not a curated record. Gene Ontology annotation, molecular function: symporter activity. Gene Ontology annotation, biological process: transmembrane transport; sodium ion transport. The transcript is spliced from 7 exons. The coding region runs from base 370 to 2130 and encodes 586 amino acids. NCBI's taxonomy places the organism in Eukaryota, Metazoa, Arthropoda, Insecta, Hymenoptera, Formicidae. Gene Ontology annotation, cellular component: membrane.